GGUUGUCGAUAUUAUGGAACCCACCCAUUUUAUUUAACAACAACACAGAGACAUAUCAUCAGUCAAUCCACUCACCAUAAUAUUGUGAUUUGUGGUUGUUUUAUGUUUAUUAAUUGACUAUUGUGUCUCAAUUCGGUUCAAGUAUCGGUUUUGAUCUUGUGGUUUGAAAUUCGUAGUAAUGUUAAAUCUUGGAUAAAGUAAAUAUUAUGAAUUCUUCCUGUGAUCCUUGGAGUAGUUCAACAAAAGUCCAGGAGAAUACCUCCGAAGAGUUUGAAGAUAACUUUGCGGAAAUAAACACUAUUGAAAAAUUGCCAGACUCGGAUGCAUACUUAGCUUCAUUGGAAAAGAAGUUGGCUAGAAUCAAAAGUGGCAAAGGGAAUAAAAAAACUGAAGGGAAAGAGCUCCUGAAGUCCUUGGAAGAAAGCAAUGAUUCAUGCAUGUAUAGAUUGAUCUCUGGCGACUCUUAUUCAAUCACAGACCAAGAUCUUCAGCUUGAUACUCCAACUAAUCUUAGACUAUCAAGCAAGUGGUUGAACCCGGAGCAAGCUCUCACCGUAGGGGAGCUUGUUGAACUGGUGAACGCUGAUUAUCUAGCUCAGGCCAGCUGUGAUAACAAUUCAGAAGAUAAAACAGAGGAGAACUGUACCGAAUAAAUCAAGAUGCCAGCUCAGUUUUGGGGUCAGAAGACAUUUUGUCUGUUAACGGGAGCCAGCCAGGGGAUUGGCCGCUGCUUUGCUGUUGAGUUUGCUCGCAACUUCGGAGCUGGCUCUCACCUCGUGCUGCUCGCUCGUACUACUUCUGGUCUUGAGCAAACUCGCAGUUUAAUCAAAUCUGCCAAUCCUCAAGUCACUGUUCACAUCCAUUCAGUAGAUCUGGGAGAUCCAGAUGUCGAGUUGUACAAGACGAUUCUCAACAGUGACGCCUGGGCUGGAGAGAGUUUUGAUCUGAAGUUACUUGUACACAACGCUGGGUCUGUAGGCAAAGCUAACACUCUCAGCAAGGACAUGGAUGACCAUCUUGAGUGGAACAGGUAUCUUUCCCUGAAUCUGUACCACGUAACCUCUCUAACGGCAGAGUUUCUACGAAGUUUUCCCUCCGGACAUCGUUGCAUUGUCAAUGUAACAUCUCUGUGUGCUGUCAAACCAUUCAAGUCAAUGGGCUACUACUGCGUCGGUAAAGCUGCUCGAGAGAUGUACUUCAAAGUCCUAGCUGAUGAAAACCCAGACCUCGACAUCAUCAAUUACUCUCCAGGACCUGUGGAUACUGACAUGGUUUCUCAGCUUAUCAAUGAAGUCCAAGAUGAAGAAACAAAAUCUUCAUUCAUCACAAUGAAAAGUACAAAGACUCUGGUGACAGUUGAGCAAACAACUCAGAAGGUGAUAGCCCUGCUGACCUCAAGAGGUUACAAGUCUGGUGAUCGUUUUGACUAUUAUGACCAACUACCUCAAUAAUCUCUGAAAAAUAGAAUCUAAAGUUCUCUAUCCUAACAAACUGUGUUUAUCCUUAGAUCUUGAGAAAAUAUUUUUCAUUCCAGCUCAUAGGAGAUGAAAUAAUGCGAACAUUCUUUUGAAAUUUAUUAGUUAUAGUUCAUAUUUAAUGUUUUUGAUACAUUUUUUAUACAAUAAGCAUACUGCAUGAUAAAAGUUAAUUAAAAUAUUUCUGUGUAAUAGCUAUGUGAUUUACGUUAUGUUGAAAUUGUCUUUCUUAUUAUACUCAUUGUUAUUUAAAGUUAUAUGUCUGUUUAUAUCUAUUUAUAGUUAUACCUUUAUUUUAAUUAUAUUACUUAUAAAUCCAAACCAAAUACUACAUACUGGCCUAGCUAAGCUAAUAUUUUAUUGUUUUAAAUUAUAAAUAUUGGUUAUAAAAUUUAUUGUAGUAAAUAGUUGGGAGAAACUUUAUAUCAUGCCAUCGUAUACGUUUAAAAAUUGAAUACUGGUUACUAAUUAUAUUACUAAAAAUACUCUAAUGAUUGUGUGAUGUCAAUCUUGCCCAAUGAAUAUAAAAUUAAACUUUUAAUAAACAUUUUGAAUUUUAUACUUAUCAGAACACAAUAUGUUAGCAUUUAUUAUUUUUCACUUGGUUAUGUUUUAUAAACUUAUUAUUUCUACCAAAAAGUCAAACAGAUCUGUCUCAGCUGAAAUUGAAGUAAUUAGUCAAUGGUUACUUUCAUAAAAUAAAAUUAUAGAAUAUGAAUCCUAUUAAGUUUAAUUAAUUACUUGAUGUUGAUUAAUUCUACCCUGAUCUGAAAACCUUUA
Messenger RNA from Macrosteles quadrilineatus (aster leafhopper), 2255 nucleotides. Its product is annotated as sepiapterin reductase-like. The transcript has 7 exons. Gene Ontology annotation, biological process: tetrahydrobiopterin biosynthetic process. Gene Ontology annotation, molecular function: sepiapterin reductase (NADP+) activity. The record is from RefSeq and is a predicted model, not a curated record. Lineage: Eukaryota; Metazoa; Arthropoda; Insecta; Hemiptera; Cicadellidae. Bases 660 to 1451 code for a protein of 263 amino acids.